UGUUGAUCAUAGACUCUCUCUCUGUUGAUCAUAGACUCUCUCUCUCUCUCUCUCUCUCUCCCCUUAUGUCUAGCAGAAGGCUUCUCUCCGAUGUCUACAAAACCCGUAGUCUUCUUCUCGUUGUUGUUGCCCUGUUUUUGAGUAACUGCUGUGCUAAAACAAGUCCCAAUUGUGUCUCCUCUUGUGGAAAUAUCCACAACAUCAGUCACCCAUUUCGAGUGAAAGGAGAUCCAGAAAACUGCGGAAACAAGAAAUACGAACUGGAAUGCGAGCAAUAUCGUCUUGUACUGAACUUGUUUUCCUCUGGAAAUUACUACGUCCACGCAAUCAACUACAACAACUAUACAAUCCGACUAGUGGAUGUUGGCUUACAGCCGGGAAAUUGCUCCUCCCUCCCUCUUUAUUCUUUGUCGGAUCUAAACUUUACUUAUUACGAUGAACCGUAUUCCUUAUGGGACUUCGACUAUUUUCGUGGUUCUUUUUUUCGAAUCCAAUGGAAUAUAUCCGUAGCACUAUGGUUAGAUUGCGAAAAGCCAGUGAAAAAUUCUCCAUUGUACAUGGGAUUGGGCAGUAAAACUAGUUGUAUUGAAAAUGCAACUUCUUCUUCUUCUUCUUCUUCUUCACUCUCCUCCGGGGAAAAGAGGCGCUAUUCUUACUUUUUGUUUGGGACUAACUUAAGAGUUUCAGAUGUGGCGAAUCAGUGCGAAGUAGAUGACAUAAUCAUGACAACGUUGCGCUUGCCAGCUUAUAAAAGUGAAGCAAACAUUUCCUUCUCGGAUUUCCACGAUAAAUUGGAGUAUGGGUUUGAGCUUUCCUGGCUGUCCUCUAUCUGUGAACAAUGCCCUGGAAGACUAGCCUAUUGCGAAAUUGGGUCUAAUUACACUGCCACUUGCCACUACUACGAUCCAUUCUCAUUUCUAUUCUCAGGAAACUUGUCCUUUCGACGUCGCUUGGAGAUCUUUUUGGAGAUCUUUUUCCAUCGGUACAUCCUUCCGGGGCUCGAAAUCAUAGGAUGGAUCCUACUAGCAAGAACUUCAUGUGGGAUGUUAUGCCUAUUGGCAUUUUUAAUCUAUAAGUUUACAAGAAGACAUUUAUCAAUGUUCGAUACCAUUGAAGGUUUUCUACAGAGUCAGAACAACCUGAUGCCGAUUAGAUACUCGCACUACGAAAUAAAGAAGAUGAGCAGAGGUUUCAAGGACAAGUUGGGGGAAGGAGGCUAUGGUUCUGUAUACAAAGGAAAGCUCCGAAGCGGUUAUGUCGCCGCAAUAAAGAUUUUAGGAAAGCCCAAAUCCAAUGGCCAAGAAUUCAUCAAUGAAGUUGCUACCAUUGGAAGGAUUCAUCAUGUCAAUGUGGUUCGACUAAUCGGAUUUUGUGCUACGAGAUCUAAACGAGCUCUUGUUUACGAAUUCAUGCCUAAUGGCUCUCUUGAGAAAUACUUAUUUUCUCAAGAAGGAAACAACUCCUUAAGUUGCAAGCAAAUGUAUGACAUUUCUGUUGGAGUGGCACGUGGGAUCGAAUAUUUGCACCAGGGUUGUGACAUGCAAAUCUUGCAUUUUGACAUCAAGCCUCACAACAUUCUUUUAGAUGAGAAUUUCAAUCCAAAAGUUUCGGACUUUGGGCUUGCAAAACUAUAUUCAACAGAUAAUAGCAUGGUGUCUCUUACUGCAGCAAGAGGAACAAUUGGCUACAUGGCUCCAGAGUUGUUCUACAAAAAUAUUGGACGUGUUUCGCACAAAGCUGAUGUUUAUAGUUACGGGAUGUUGUUGAUGGAAAUGGCAGGUAGGAGGAGGAACUUGAAUGCAUUUGCCGAUCACACAAGCCAAAUUUACUUUCCUUCAUGGAUUUAUGACCAAUUCAAAGAAGGAAAGGAAAUCGAAAUGGGAGAAGCCACGGAUGAGGAAAGGGAGAUGGUGAGGAAGAUGGUUAUAACAGCGCUAUGGUGCAUCCAAAUGAGCCCUAGCGUUCGUCCUUCGAUGAACAAAGUUGUUGAGAUGCUUGAAGGAAACAUUGAAGCUCUUGAAAUGCCUCCCAAGCCUUUCUUAACUCCUCAAGAGAUGCCAGUUGAAGAUCAAUGAAACAACUUAUAUCUCUAUCUAUUGAGUUGCUAUUUCUACUAGCUGUAGUCAUAUUAUUAAGAGUUCUUGUCUUUUGGACUAUUACAUGUUAGUAGACUUCUUAUCCUUUUGUAGUGUAUUGUCGAGGAAAGGUCCUGACGUCAUCUCAUAAGUAAGAACAGUCUUCUUCAAUUAUUGGUGAAAAUUUUGAAUUAGAUCAUGCUACUUUGAA
Rhododendron vialii is the source of this 2286-nucleotide messenger RNA. Its product is annotated as LEAF RUST 10 DISEASE-RESISTANCE LOCUS RECEPTOR-LIKE PROTEIN KINASE-like 2.5. Lineage: Eukaryota; Viridiplantae; Streptophyta; Magnoliopsida; Ericales; Ericaceae. Bases 66 to 2075 code for a protein of 669 amino acids. Gene Ontology annotation, biological process: protein phosphorylation. The record is from RefSeq and is a predicted model, not a curated record. Gene Ontology annotation, molecular function: protein kinase activity; polysaccharide binding; ATP binding. The transcript has 4 exons.